This is a messenger RNA of Temnothorax curvispinosus, 5761 nucleotides long. RefSeq lists its product as uncharacterized. NCBI's taxonomy places the organism in Eukaryota, Metazoa, Arthropoda, Insecta, Hymenoptera, Formicidae. The record is from RefSeq and is a predicted model, not a curated record. The transcript is spliced from 18 exons. The coding region runs from base 1113 to 4955 and encodes 1280 amino acids.
UAAAAAUCAGUCGUCGCUCGGUGGCUGGCUUCGUACGAUCUGGAGCCGUUCCGCGGUUCCGUGCGUUUUCCUCUUUUCCCCACCUCGACGACGUAUCGCGGCGUAUUCGCGGACAGCGCGGUUUCCCCUGCGUCGCGAUCUUCACGAUCCCGGCGCGUCACCGCCGGGUCCCCGGAGUCCGGAGCGAGACGCGCGAACCCCGACGACGAGACGAGCGAAUAUCAGCCUCCCCGUCGAUCGUCGAUAGAGAGAAUCCAGUCGCAGGGGCGUUGUCCUCUCCCGUCAUAUCCCGGUUGCACGUCCUUCACUUCGCCCGUCCUCGAAAGGGAGAGAGAUACGAAACGGAAAAGGAAGAGAAGAAACUAAAUCCGACUCGGGGAGUCGGGGAUGUGAACGCGUGCGUUGCGGUCAUCGGCGGCCCGGCUGAUCGAUCUCUUCUUCUCUCUCUCUCUCUUUCUUCUUUCUUGUCCACGCAUGAAAACAACGGCGAUGCGUGUACACACGACGUAGGAUCCCCCCUUUGCCUUUGCCUGCGAGAAAAACGGAUGAAUCCGCGCGCACAGCGGAUCCGGAGUUUUGAGUACCGCCGUUUGCGGGAACCGUCCGCCAGAAGUAGUUCAUCAUAGCGGUGCAGUUGUGGGAGGAUACGCCGCGUCUAACGUUUUAAAAUCGUAGACGGAUUCGUCUUGAGCUUCGUUCCGAGCGAACAAACAAACGAAUGAUUAUCGCCGUCACGCAUACGUGAUAUCGGUCUGCCCGUCACGGGAAUCGGAGCGUCACACGAUGUGUAUCUAUGCACGCCGCGCGGUAACGAACGCGCGAGGAGAAACCGAUGGGAAUCUGUCGCUGCAGGCAGAAGCCUGAGUUCGCGGCCGUACACCUGAGAGAGUACCCGAAUAUAUCCUUUUCUCAUUAUCGCUCGUCUCGCCGUUCCAGCGACAAGCAGGAAAAGCCGCUUCACUCCGCCCGACUUGUUCCCCAGCUAUGACGCGACGGAAUUUGCCGAUAUCCUGGAAUGAUAAAUGGUGGCCACCAGCAGCAUGGUAUAUGAGGAGAUAGUCGGUAUACGGGGCAGCUGACCCCAGCCACCGCGCACGCUUUUCACGCGCGAGAUGCCCCACAAUCUAAACUCAGCUUCCACCAACUCCGCCAACACGGGACCGAAUCAUCAAGCUUAUCCCCAGCAGCCGUACCACCGGGAGAAUGCAGAUGGACUUCAGCCCGAGAAAGAACCGGUGGAAUUCGACACGUCGCAUUUGCGAGGUGCUCCAACGGAGGUCGAGGCGUUGGUGCACAACAUCAAGGAGGUUGCCCAGCAAUUUCUCUAUCACUGGCGAACGUUUCCCAUCGUUCUGCCCCCACCGUUGUCCUCGUGUACGGAGGGCGAGGAUACGUUGGCCCGAAAGAAAUACCACCUGAGGGAUCUUUUCGUGGCGCCCAGCUUCGAUGAACUGGACGCUGUCGCCGUGGAUAGCAAGGGCGAGCCCAGGAGACUGACCAACAAGCAACUGGAGAGUAUCAGGGAGCGGGGCUUACACAAGGAUAAAUAUGGAAAGCCGAAGAAGCUGAAUGCCACUCAGUUGGAGAGCAUUCGAAGAUGCGGGGAGUUCGAAGUGGACUCGAUCAACUUUGCCGGGCAGACUCACCGAUGGCGAUUGAGCGGUCUCCUGCAGCGCGGCCGAGAUAGACGGCGGGACGCGUUGCUCACAGAUCUCGCCCUGGCGACUAGGUUUCUCGUUGUAACGGCAAAGGCUAGAUUAGUUUCCCAUUGCUUCAGUGUCUCGCAAUCCCUUAAAGCAUUGUUAACGGGGCUGUUACGACUUCUCGACAUUAUAAUCGGCGUGCCGUCGCUCCAGGCACACAAUCUAGAUGCUAAAAUUAGGGAGGAGCGCUGCCGGUACCUGGUGGCGGAAUUGGUCUGUAGGUCGGAAUAUGAGGAUUCUCUGGAGCUACUCUGUGGAUUUAUACGGAAGCAGCUUCGUCGGGCGACCACGGAGAAAUUCGAGGUCGAAAGAGAAUCGUCCCAGCUGUUGCCCGUUUCAGUUCCUUUCGUAUUUGGAACACCUGGUGGGGCUGCGGUUGAUCUCAGACUGUUCAGCAGGGACAUAAUCAGGAAAGCUCUGCCGACGCUCGUUGCGAUUCUGGAGAGAGAGACAAGAGGCUGGUUCCUUCACUUUAGAGAAAGACUGAUAUCUGAAUUGAGAGCACAAAAGAAACCGGACGAGGAAAUAGAACGAGAAGUUAAUGAAGCGGUGAUGCGUGAAUAUUUACAAAGAGUAUACUCGAAUAUCCUGUCGCAUCCCGACAUACUUGCGCUAGGCGAAGGUAUCGCUCAGCUGCUGGUUCAACAGGCACAGUCGGUCGUGUUGAUGCACCGAGCGGUGGAGAACAUGCAACGGAAGUUAUCGCAAACCAAAGAAUCUCUGCGACAUCGUAUCGAGAGCGAGCACCCGAUCCUGUCGCGGAUACAGCCGUGGAUGCGCGAUCGCAUGCGCGAGGCCGAGGAGAAUUUCAUCGAGGAGUGCGAAUGGAGCGCGCAUGAAGAAGCUCUCGCGCUUUGCAGCCAUCAGAAUCUCACCCAGACUGUGUACUUCCUCAAUCGUGAUUUAACUUUCAUGAAAGAGAGAGAGCCUGUUCUCCUGAAAGAACUGCGGAAGGUGAAAACCCCGACGAGGACUUACCAAUGGCCGACGCAAAUCUGGUUACCGAAGAACUGGAUAAUAAGACGUAAUUUCCAAGGCCAAUCCGAAAUCAUUCCAACCGUACUGAGCAAUACUCCGACUUCUAUCACGACGCCUCGCGCUGAUCCUAGCCAGCCUGUCUUUUUGGUUGAAAGAGAGAUUGUACACACAACUACGACAAGGUGGCCGAUGUGGCGCUGGAUAAAUUACAUCGCCAGGACGUGGUGUUGGACUUGGAAUGCGAUGUUUCUGUUGGGUGUAGCCGUCCCGUGGUGUAGUCCAGUGUCUUUCCGCGCUCUACUGCUCGUGCAACCGUUUACUCCCGACUUGGAAUUGAGUCAACUAAAUGGGACAUUGUUCCCGAGAAAGUCUUCGCAAAUGCCUACUCUCUGUUCCCGACUAAUAGCACUCUGGAGGCAUAUCAGUAAAAGUCGGACGCACUUUGAAACUGAACCAGACACAGGAUUCAUCGGCAAAGGCAUGACCAGACAUUUAAAUAGGCUAUGGAACUACGGUGCCAAGGGCCUAUUAGGCACACUCAUCAUCCUGUUCAUAUUUCCCGUGGUGUGCGUCCUGGCGAGCGUCAGUUCGCUGAUUGUCGCUCUCACUGCGGUCUUAUGGAUGCCUCUGGUCACGUUGACGCUACAUGCGUUCAUGGCGCUCAUAAUGGAUCUGGAUAGUCCUGAGCCGAGCCGCAAUCGAUACUUCGUGGUGAUGGAAGCGUUGGCCUGGAACAUCGGUGUUCAGGGCUGUCUGCAACCGAUAGCAGCGUUAUUCGUAGCCUUUGUCCUGUGCCCGGUCAUCUCAUUCGUGAUACUUACAAUUGCUGUGAUACGUUACUGGGUCAGGGUGUUCUGGGAUACGGUUAUGUUCCAUCUAGUGAUCAAAAAUAGAGGUCGAAUACCAGCAAGUGACAGUUUCGUCGUAAAGAGAAUAGCUGGACCAGGACUAGCUUCGGAUUACUAUUAUCAAAUAAGAGCGGAGCAAGCAUUGGCUGCGUUUGAAGCGAAAUUAGAGCUGGACGAAUUACUGGCUUUCCAGCAAGAGACCGAGAGACUAAUCACUCAACCGCAGAGAGAUUUUACUCAAUUUGUCGAGGCCUGUUUCGGCCCGUUCGCCGCUAGUCUCGCCAAGACAAAGGAUCCGUACAAAUCGCUCGAGAAAGAAGCCAAAGAUUUAAUCGCCGUGCUGCACGAGAAGCUGGACCGACGAAGAAAGAAUUUGCAGACGGGUCUCGGCGUCGCGGUGAGGAGUAAGAUAAAAUUAACAACUUUCGACUUAAAGGUAGUCAUACAGCAAGGCGCACUAAUGCUGGAACGUCUCUAUCCUACUCAUGUUUUCGCGAGAUUGCCUGGGAAUGAGGAGGAUUUCUGGGAGAACAAAGGUUUAGGGGUAUGCGACUGGGCGGGACUGGCAGGGCUUAUGUAUGCCGAUAUUUUCAGUCUGGAUUUCCUACAACCGCUCGACGAUUCCGACACGAAAUUUAGAUUGGAGCCACAUCCAGGAGUUGAUCUAUCACGGUAUACGGACAUGGUGCACAGCACCGAACUCGGUGGCAUUAACGGGCCCGAUUUACUCGGUGCCGUUUACGCGCCACGCGGGAAUAUCCAAGUGCAUAGCCCGUAUCUCGAGGUGUCCGCCUUUAAUCCGAGAGCCAAGCAAGCCAGCAACAGCAGAAAGUCCGACAAGCGAUGCGACACCAGCGGCCUGUUGACGUCGACGAAAAUCCGGAGGCGCACGAUGACGAGCGAGAACAACUCGGAGGGACGGUGGCAGCCGUGGAAACGCCAGAUUCAUCCGUACAGCGCAGAGAAACUGGUGAUCCCUCUGCCGAUUCCGCAUCCUGCUCACAUAGCGGUGACGAUACACAAUCGCGACUCGGAGGACCCGAUACCGCUCGACUCGGAACUGUGUCAAAAUAUCCUGCGAGCCAUCGAGGAGUCGCCCGGUGAGAUGGCGACGGAAUACGUGAGCCGGUACAGAGGCGGCGGCUGCGGCGGCGACUCCAGCUUCGACUCCGUCGCGUCGCAAUCGUCGGUCUCGAUCGACACCGGCCUGGACAAGGAGAACGAGACGACGCAGGAGACCGCCGCGACGAACGCCGAGAAAGACGGCGAGACCUACCACUGGACGCUGUCGAAUUGGGGCGGUGGCAUGACGCGAAGGCGGAACAAUUCCGGAUCCAUAAAGGUCGACCUAGCGUCACCGGAGGACGUCACCCUCGACACAGAUACCACCAGAGUGAUGUUCAGCACGUACGGAACAACCGUCUAAAUUAAGACCGCCGUUACACGCGCCGAAUAAAAACGGUUAUCUCGUCUUCGCAUUUUAUAGAUGACGUUAAAAAAGAAAAGGUAAUGAAAAUGAGACGGAAAAAAAAAUGAAGAGCUCCGCAACUUUAGCGAACCCGAUCUUAGAGAACAGCCUUUGCCAUCCAAGAUUACGCGAGGCAAUAUUAAAUAUUCGCAUUAUUCGCUCUCAGCUAGAAGUAAUCGCGGAGAUCAAUCAGUAUACAGAUUAAGCCGUUUGCCGACGAAUUCACGAUUCCGAUCAAAAGUGUGUAAAUUCAAAGAGUUCGAGGAUAGGGAGGAAAGCGCAUUUACGGAUUCAAUUACCGUAUAGGUAUGUACGUGUAAUCGAGAUAAUUCCCAGUGAAUUACAAUUAUUUAUAUCGUCACGAAAUUUAAUCGCGCGCGAAUCUCUUAUUAUAUUUAAAUUUUAUCUGAGAGUCCGUUAGGCAGAUAUUACUCGCCGAAGUUAUCCCUGCGAUAUUGAGAAGUUCGGAACUUUGAUUAUCGGACGAAUACCGGUUUAACGAGGAAUAUCGCGCGAUCGUUGCGAGAUUCCGAAAUUACAUUAUGAGAUUUUUAAGAGUAUUAUAUAAGAGAGGAUUAUAUAUAUAGGUAUAUAUAGAGAGAAAAGAGAAAUCACAGGAUAUUCCAGAUCUUAGCGCAGCAGGCAGAAUUAGACGAGGUCUCUCCCUUUAAUAUUACGUUAAUUAAACAAAUGCGACAUUCAUAUUGACAUACUGUAUAUAGAUAGCUAAUUGUAUAAAAAUAAAACUUGUUAACAUAAUAUUA